Molecule: messenger RNA, 2926 nt
Organism: Larimichthys crocea (large yellow croaker)
Lineage: Eukaryota; Metazoa; Chordata; Actinopteri; Sciaenidae
Gene: tmpob
Product: thymopoietin b
Exons: 7
Coding region: 257-1366 (369 amino acids)
Molecular function (GO): DNA binding
Source: RefSeq, a predicted model, not a curated record
GUUUGGCCCUUUUUUUGUUGCGACCGCCGCGGACAGACAGAGGCAAGUGGACCCGGGGUUUGAAAGCUAAGCUAAUCCACUCACGGUUACUUUAAAGGUUUUGCAGCGGUCACAUUUGCAGCUCACACCUGUGUCUGCUUUUGGAAAAAAAUCAGAGCUACCUGUGAGUACGUUAGCCGCCGGGCUAAGACGCUGAAGCGGGUUUUUAUUCCGGGUAAACCGCUUUCUGUCCUGCUAGCUUCUUCUGGAGUGAAACAUGGCUGAAUUUCUCGAAGAUCCGUCGGUGCUCACGAAGGAUAAGCUGAAGAAUGAGCUCGCAGCCAACAACGUGCCGCUUCCCAGCGGAGAGCACAAGAAAGAAGUGUACGUGCAGCUGUAUCUGAAGAACUUGACCGUGCUCAACAACAAGAAGAGCCCACCUAUAGACGCCUUCUCCAGCGACGAGGAGUUACCGGCCCCCGUGGUGUCCAACAAAAGUCGAUCUGGAAGAAAAGCUACUAAAAAGACAGACAAGCCUCGCACAGAGGAAGUGGAGGUGACAGAUCUCACUGAUGAAGAUUUGAAACAACAGCUGGCAAAACAUGGUGUGGACACGGGGCCCAUUGUUGCCACCACCCGUAGAGUGUAUGAGAAGAAGCUGCAGAAGCUUUUGGACCAGCCUCCAGCUGAGCCUGAAGCUCCAACAGAAGUCACAGCUCUCCCCAAGGUAGACAGUAACCAGAACGGCAACACAAAUUCUGACCAGUACAGCGACAAGGAGGACGAGGAGAUCCCUGCCCCAGAACCAGAACCACUCCCAGUCCCUGUGGUAGAGAAGCCUGUGAGGAGCAGAGGGAAAACCCCAGUUACCGUCAGAACCAGCAGUAGACGACAAACCAAGGUGGUGGAGGAAAUUAUCACUGAAGAAACGCCUAAGAAGGCCAGCGAGAGCGUUGUCGAAGAUAUCCUUGCCAAUGAAAUAAGCACGCCAACAGGCAUCAGUGCUACCUGCAGGCGUCCGAUCCGAGGUGCAGCAGGUCGACCUCUAAAACCAAGUGACUACUGGAUGGAUGAGUCCCGUGUGCAGCGCACUAUCCACACAGAGAGCCGCACUUACUCCGAGUCUUUCUCCAGAGGCGGCAGCACCGUUUCUUCUAGCAAAGCGCCAGCCCGACGAGGCUUCCUGUCCGUGUUGCUCAAGCUCCUGUUCCUCGCCGUGGUCGCCGUCUCUCUCUACUAUGCCUACCAGAACCUGGAUGCCGAUCAAAUCAACACCCUCAAAGGCCACCUGGACAGCGUCAUCGUCCCCCUUCAGGGCGCCGUGAACAACGUAGCCACCUACCUGGGCAUGGGAAGCAGCGGCGCUACAGAGGCCGCCGGCAAGUAAAGACCCUCAGCAGUCUUUUUGUCAUGCCCACGCCACCUCCCUGCCACAGCACACCACAACUUAAGCAGUAAACUUGGCUCACCUCUUCUUUUUACAUACAUGGUUGGACAAAGGACACAGAUCUAAUUGGAACGAUAAACUUUCUCCUCUCCAGACGCCAGCUUUCCUCCCGCCCGCAAGAGGAAACGGGUAGCUUCUGGAUAACACUGUUAUGUGGCAGUCAGAAGAGACUCAUUUUAAUGUUGAUUUUUAAUCUGUGAAUUGUUUUGUGUCUUUGUGCGUAUUUAACCCUUGUAUGUAGAAACGAGUGCAGAGUGGAGAGGCCAAGUUAUCCAUGCAUGGUUGUAGUUUUUGAAGGUCAUACUGUAGUUUUCUAACUCUCUGUGCCAGGUGUUUUUCUGACGGUGAAGUGCCUGGACACUGUUAGCACUUAGUGCCCUCCCAUUUUAAAAAGCACAAAGCAGUGCUACUACUACUAAUACCAGAUUGUCUACGUGUUUCUGUAUGGAUUUACAACAAUUUGCUCUGUAGCUAUAGAAUUAGAGUUAGAGUGAUUCAUUAUUUCUAUGGUGCUCAGGUCGAUUCAGCUCAAACUUUUUUCAUGUGGUCCGUGCUGGGAGGAGUCACGUGGUGUAAUCAGGUCGCGUCACUGCAUGAGGAAAAUCCGCCCGCGUUCAGGUCGAGGUAUAAAACGUUUUUGUUUUUAUUUUUCAGCGGCUGAUCACUGCUUGAAUCAUUGUAUACAGGGCUCUAUAAUUAUGAGUAAAAUUCUGGUCACUCUGCAUUGUAAUAUUUUUUUUUUUACUGUCAGUGAAUUGAGGAAGGCUUAAGAUUUACUGUACUUUUAAGAUCUUUUAAUCAGAAUCUUCAUCAAUUUACAUACAGAAAUGUAAACAACAGCUUGUCUAUUUGAUAUAAAAUGGCAGUGUUUGGUCAUAGAUUAUUAAUUUUCCAGCCCUGUCAGUGUGCCCAUUUGAGUUUACAUGCUUUGGGUUUUAGUGUUUUUUUGUUUUUUUGUGCUUUUCUUUCUUUUCUUUUUUUUAAAAAAACUUAGAUUUCUGAUCCUUCAGUCCUAAUAUGCAGGAUUGGCUGUUGCAGUGCACCCACAUAGCCCACCUCACUGACUGCAUGUGUCCAGACAUGGAAGAUCUGCAAAGAAGACACAAAACAAGUUAAUCCUUUUUGGGGGGGGACAGUCAAUUAAUGUAGCCUGUGCAAAUUACCAAAACGAAGACACAGUUGUUUUUUUUUGUGAAUGGGGUUGUUUACCUGCUGGAUUCACUGGAGGUGAUGUUGGAAGGUUACUGGGGCAUUUUUUGUUUCUAUUUUGAUAUUUUUCUAAAGUGGUGUGUCAACUUUUUAUAGCACAUUUUAAAAAAGGUAACAUUUGAAAAGCAAUAUGUUGAAAACUGUAUCUUAAUCUGAAUUAAGUGAUUUUUAUCAUCAGGCAGCUCUCCCGCAAAGGACAAAUGACAGGGGUUAUGUGGGUAAGGAUUUUUAAUCUGUUUAUUUAUGAUCAUGUAGGCAGUGUAUCAUAAAAUAAACUUUGUUGUUACCAGA